This is a messenger RNA of Microtus oregoni (creeping vole), 2696 nucleotides long. RefSeq names its product lysophosphatidic acid receptor 5 (gene Lpar5). Lineage: Eukaryota; Metazoa; Chordata; Mammalia; Rodentia; Cricetidae. Gene Ontology annotation, molecular function: G protein-coupled receptor activity. The transcript has 2 exons. Bases 430 to 1587 code for a protein of 385 amino acids. Gene Ontology annotation, biological process: behavioral response to pain; G protein-coupled receptor signaling pathway. Gene Ontology annotation, cellular component: membrane. The record is from RefSeq and is a predicted model, not a curated record.
CUUCAUCAGCUCUUGGGACUCGCGUCUCAGACCCGUUUGCUGAGGUGUCUGUGGUCAAGGCUUUUCUCCACUCCCACUCUGUGGGUUUGGAAGAGUGCACGGAGCUGGCCUGGAUGGACUGAGAUCUGUGGGGUGGGUGUGUCAGGCCCGCCCAGGAGCAGGUCCUACCGGCACAGCUCAGCCCAGCCCAGAGUGUCAGAGUGUCAGCGGAAGCAGUCUUGGGGCAGCGGCAGAGGAAGAGCGGCAGAACACAGGUAUCCACUGCUGAAGUUGUGGUACCAAAGGCUUCCAGCCUUGGCCAGUCGUCUGCCCCUGAGGUCAUAGACUCCACUCCCAUGUCUUGCCUCUGCUUGCUUUGGGACAGACUCUGCAUAGCCACCAGGCUACCACCCUGGAGGUGAAAGCCAUGCUCGUACCUUAGCAUUCCCCAUGAUGCCUCAGCCUAGUUUCUCUUCCCACUUGGACACGAUGUUUGCCAAUUCUUCAGCCAAUGCCUCUUCUACCAACAGCCCUGUGCCCCAGUGCCGUGACUAUCGGGGCACGCAUCGUCUGCAUAUGGUGGUCUACAGCCUGGUGUUGGCGACUGGUCUCCCUCUCAACGCUCUGGCUCUAUGGGUCUUCCUGCGUGUGCUGCGCAUAAACUCGGUGGUGAGCGUGUACAUGUGUAACCUGGCAGCCAGCGACCUGCUCUUCACCCUGUCACUGCCCCUGCGCCUCUCCUACUAUGCACGGCACCACUGGCCCUUCCCGGACUUCCUGUGCCAGACAUCGGGCGCCAUCUUCCAGAUGAACAUGUACGGCAGCUGUAUCUUUCUGAUGCUCAUCAACGUGGACCGCUACGCGGCCAUCGUGCACCCGCUGCGACUGCGCCACCUGCGGCGGCCCCACGUGGCGCGGCGGGUCUGCCUAGGCGUCUGGGCGCUCAUCCUGCUGUGCGCAGUGCCCGCCGCCCGCGUGCACAGCCCGUCCUCCUGCAGGUACGAGAACAGCACCGUGAGCCUGUGCUUCGAGAGUUUCAGCGAUCAGCUGUGGAAGGGCGGGCUGCUGCCGCUGCUGCUGCUGGCUGAGACCCUGGGUUUUCUGCUGCCCUUGGCGGCUGUCGUCUAUUCGUCGGGCCGGGUCUUCUGGACGCUGGCGAGGCCCGACGCCACUCAAAGCCAUCGGCGCCAGAAGACCGUGCGCCUCCUGCUGAUCAACCUCAUCAUCUUCCUGCUGUGCUUCGUGCCCUACAACGCCACGCUGGCUGUGUACGGGCUGCUGCGGGCCAACCUGGUGGAAUCCAGCCUUGAGGCCCGCGAUCAGGUGCGCGGUGUGCUGAUGGUAAUGGUGCUGCUGGCCGGUGCCAACUGCGUGCUGGAUCCGCUGGUGUACUACUUCAGUGCCGAGGGUUUCCGAAACACCCUUCGCAACCUGGGCACCGCGCUCCAGACGAGGCCUCUGGCUACCAAUGGGGCUCGAGGGGUGCUCACCGAACCACCCUCAGAAACCACCCAAAACACCGGGCAGGACGCCACCAGUCAGGGGUUACUACAGCCUGGCAAUCUGGAAACACACAUCACCCAGAGCCCCCAGGAUUCAGCCCUCUGAAAGGACACAGCGUCACAGUGUACUCUCAGGCCUCCCUUAGGGUGUACAUUUCAGCGAGGUGGGCUGGGGACUUGGACUUUGAAGCAACUGCAGUCCUAAUGUGCAGAAGGAGAUAAGUGUGUAAGCAAGGACAGGAAAGCCAGAGUGUUGCUGGUGACAGUGUUAGCUCUGGUUUUUAUUCAGAGAAAGUCUGCUCCAGUAAGUAGGAAGCCAUGUGGUGCGUAUGCCCAUGGCUAAGAGCUGAUACAUGGAAGAGAAGCUGGAUCUCCUGGAUUUAGGUCAUCAGUCUGAGAACUGAAGAUUCCCUGACCUUGGUGAAUCAACUACACAGAAAUUCAUCCAUCUUCAAAUACAAAACUCAGGGUUGGUGGUGGGACCUAGAACCCACUGUCUGCACAUGCUGGGCCACCUCAUUCCCACUGAACCCCAUCCCAGCCCUACCUGCUGCCUUCUGUGCUGAUGUGAGGGCCAUGGGCACCAUGCCACCAGUCCCCAUGUGGCCUUCUGUGCUGACUUGAGGGCCAUGAGUGCCACACCACCUGCACUCACAUUCACUUGGCUUCCCUGUGCAGGUGGGAGGCAGAAUACACAGGUUUAUCUGAUAUGCACUGACCUCUUUUGUGACCUGAACAGUUUAGACUUGACACCCAGUAUGAGGUGGUGGGGCAGAGCAGAGCUAUGGGUUGAGUCCCUCUCAAAUCCUGGUUCUUUGUCCCUUUCCCGGCACAUUUUCUCCUUCUGCCACUCUCUGGGCCUCUUCCAUUCUGUGCCUUUAGUAUUCAGCCUCAUUCCCCCCCCCCCCCCAAUAGACUGUGCUGCUGACCUUGAACUGGGUAUGUAGUAGAGGCUGGCCUUGAAUUCUUUUUUUUUCUUUUGAGACAGGGGUUCUCUCUGUUGCCCUGGCUAUCCUGGAACUCAAUCUGUAGACCGGGUUGGCCUUGAACUCACAGAGAUCUGCUUGCCUCUGUCACCAAAGUGCUGGGAUUUAAGUGUGUGCCACUAAAACCAGCUUUGGCCUUAAUUUUUUUUUUUGGUCUAUUUUAUUCGUUUGUUUGUUUUUGUUUUUGAGACAGGGUAUCUUUGUGUAGCACUGGCUGUCCUGGAACUCA